This is a messenger RNA of Brenthis ino (lesser marbled fritillary), 4821 nucleotides long. The record is from the annotation of a GenBank genome assembly. Lineage: Eukaryota; Metazoa; Arthropoda; Insecta; Lepidoptera; Nymphalidae.
AUGGAUCCUGUGAUAGACAAUGAAUGGCUUGGAUGUAAGAAUGACUCAAUUGAUGAGUCCCAGACUGUGGGCAACAUUGCCAGGAGUUGGCAGUGGCGGGAGAGAGGAAUCAAUCCACCAAAUUCACCUUCUAAUAAGACGGUUCUUGAAAAUGCAGCUGAAGACAUUUUGGUGCAAAAACCACUCAAAAUAAGAUGCUGUGACUUGCCAGGAUACCCAAGAUCAACAUUUUUAAUGGUAUUUAGUCCAGAUGGAACAAAAGUGGCCUCAACACAUGGUAAUCACAAUGUAUAUGUAUCAGAGUUGGCAAGUGGUAAGCAUGUUAGGAUACUGAAAGGUCAUCCACGGACACCAUGGUGCAUAGCUUUCCACCCUUCUCAUCCUCAGCUUAUAGGAUCUGGAUGUCUUGGUGGCCAAGUUAGAGUGUGGGAUAUUUCUAGCGGUGGCAGUGAAGUUUGGAAUGUGCGUAACGAAACAGUCAUAGCUUCAAUAGCUUUCCAUCCUAGAGAGCAGUUGUUGGUGAUUGCCACUUUUAAUGAACUUUACUUUUGGGAUUGGAGUCAGCCUGCACCCUUUACAAAAGUUACUACCAAUAAUAUUAAUGAAAAAGUCAGAUAUGUUGCUUUUGAUUCUCUUGGGUACAAGCUGAUAACAGGAAUAUCAUUAAGACCGUCAACUGCGGGAAUAAGCAACUCUGUUCCACAACAGAACUCUAUGAAUCCUAAUAACAACCAAAGCAAUGUGCGACGAGAUGAUCCCGACGAGACGCCUGGACCCAAUAGACCACAAGAAAACUCGGGCUCCACUCAGGAUAUUAUUGUCAAUUCUUAUCAGAAUUUAGUUCAAAGAUAUGACAGUUUAGUACGAAAUUAUCAAAGACUGUUUAUGGUCCGACAUAGACUUACUGUGACCCCGCCUCCACCCAGCACGAUGGACCGAGGUACCGAUCCAAUGGAAACAGAUCCAUCCCCUGAAGCAAACCCAUUCACACGAACACCAUAUACUUCUACGCCGCAACCUGAAGAGGAGAGCCCUCCUUUGAAUACAUCAAAUAAUAGACAAGAAAAUGACAGUGGAGAUAGUGAAGCAAGCAGUAGCCGCUUUUUAAAUCUUGACGCUUUAUCCUUCGAUAGCAGUUCGUCUAGGGAACGACACUUCGCUAACGUACAUUCCUUAUUUCGAUCGCGACCUUCAGCAUUCCACCCUUUGAAUGAUAACGGCAGAUCCUUCCGAACUGUUGAUCAAAAUGAGCGUGCUUCCAGACUUUUACCAAAUCCAUUUUCUUCCACAAAUGGCCCGCCGCGGCCGAGUGUCAUCUCCUUCGCAAGCAGUCCCUUGGCGCAUCGAACAGACAAUUCUUCUAAUUCAUCUCGGACUAGUAUAUUCCCAGCAUACAGACCCGAUUCCCCCUCCGUUCUAGAUCUUUCCCCUCGGAGAUGGGGAAGUCGCAGGAUUUUUGUUUCGGUACCAAAUGAGAAUUCCGCUCCUGUUGAUAAUACUACGGGAACGGCAUUGAGAGAAGACCCACCGACGACUACAUCAGCCACUUCAAGUCCAAGGCCGUCGACUUCGUAUUCAUCUUCACAAACCCAAGCCACACCCGUCGAUGCUCAAACCAUAAACGAAAGCUUAGAUCUAAUCAGAGAUAUUUUAAGAGACUCCGGUACGAGACUGUUGAAUUUAAUCACCAAUAUGUCCCUUUCUACUAUAACAAGCGUUGAAGACGACUUGCCCCGUCGUAACAGAUCAUCCAGGACUCAGUCUGAAGACAACAAUGAAAGUGAAAGAACGAGAGAUCCACAAAGAGUCCGCCUAUUUGGGAAUUUGCAUUCCAGAUUUUUAUCGUCAAGCUCAGAGUCCGACAGCGACCAAUCUCCAGAAGUGAAUAUUUUUAGAACACGAAACUCUACUUUUAGAGAAGACGAUAGAGACUCAGAAAGACCUUCCAAUGAACCUUCAGGAUCUUCAGAGAGAUCUGCGCUUCGAACAGAUAGGCUUGUUUUCGAAUUAGGUGAAUCCCAAUCACAAACUUCAAAUCGUGAUUCAGGCAGCAUAAACGUAUCGACUAAUAGCAGUCGAUUUCGCGUGCGGACGCAAAGUAAUAAUGCAGGAGAAGGUCCGAGUACCUCUACAAGUGAAAACCCGGAAACUUCCGAAACGUCGAAUCAGAACAGCAGUGAUUUUAAUCCUAGACCGUCUACAAGCAGAGAUAAUUUCUGGAACAACGGGUGUACGAUCCCCCCGGGUGAAGCUUUUAGAAAAGUUAGAGGUGGUGUUAAUGCUUUACAAAAACAUACCAUGCAACUAACUAAUAUGUGGCUCCGUGGUAAUCGCACUACAAUGCCUGAAUUGCGCAAUAUGUGGGAGAAUUUACGAAGACGAAUUCUUAUGUUACACAGAGAAACUGGUCGGCAAGAUUUACCAAGCUAUUACACAAGAUCGUUACUUGAAAGAUGUAUGAUGCUCACUGAAAUGACAGAUAACAUCACGCGUCCAAAUAGAAGUGCUAGAACACAAAACAAUAAUAAUCAAGAAACUUCAGAUAACCCUAGAAAUAGUGAAUCGCUGCAAGAUGAACCGUCGAAUGUAGAAAAUCCUGAAACAAAUGAACCAGAGCAAGGAACUUCUAGAGAAAACACAAGUGAAACUCGUCCCGGGCCUAGACCACAGAUCAGACCAAAUGUUAGAGCUUCACCGUCUUUAAGAAGGAGACUGCAGUCGAGUUACAGGUGGCGACCCGAAGAUGAGCUAAGGCGGCGAUCACGCAAUUCUAUUGCGAGUCGACUGUCUAAUAGAUAUUUGCAUAGACCUCGCAGGGAGUUUGCUCGAGCUAUAGAAAUAAGUGCAACUAGACAUGAAAUUCGAAUGCGAGCUAUGCAAGUACUCUCAGUAAUGUUUAAUAUGAUGAUGAUGUGUUUGGAAGAGAGAGGUCUGAGUCAACUCAUUAUUAACAUGCUUCGUACUUUGAAAAAAGCAUUAGCGAUAACAUGCCUCAUGUUAAUGACGAAUAGAAACAAUGGUCGCGCUAGUAAUAGUUCGUCACCACAACGUGUAGACUCUCUGAACGUUAUUCGAUUAGAAAACAUAGACCACACUGGUCCCGUCAAUGUAGACGGUCCUGAUGAAUCUCCCUAUCAUUCUAUUUCUAGCGAAACGGAAGAAGACCGCCUACGGAAUAACUCCAGUAAACGCAUGAAAAAGGAAACUUCUACAGCUUCGCAGUCAAUGUCAACCGAAAGCAAUACACGCUCAAACACAAAUAUGCCUCUUCCAACAAGUGUGACACAAAGUAAUGUAUCUCAACAAUGGAGUAACCGUCUCGCCGUUCUAAUAGCUGCGGCUAAUAGGAAUAACUCUGCAACUGCCAGAAAUCGACGCGAAUUGUAUUUAGAGAGUAGGCGACUGAAAGCAUUACACAAAACAAAUCCUAGUGUUCAUCCAUUAAUUAAAAAGAAAGUACUGCCGCCUGUGUCUACUUACAGAAUUCCUAACUUACGCUUACUUCCCAGCAGAGGUAGAACAAGAGUAUCGUCAAGAAGAAGUGAAUCUCAAUGCCCAGAACCCAUUCCUGGCCCGUCUGGUAUUCUAUCGGGCGGUGAUAAUGGCCCUCUGAGAUUGCCAACUAGUGUUUUGGAUGACUUUGAAGAAAGGAUUAAUCUCAUCAGAAUGGCACACAUGCAAGCGGUAAGAUUAAGAAACGCAGCGCGCACUAGAUUCAGACGUCUACAGACCAUUCGGUUAUACACUCCGUCGUCUGUUCGCGAAAUGUUCAGUUUACAUCCAGACUACGACAAUACCAAUGAAAAUCGAUCACCAAUGCCAAAUAAUUCAGACCCUCCCAAUCGUAGUCGUCCUUACCCCACCUACGAUUUUAGACCGCACAUACGCACGCUCAAUAGAGACCGCAUUUUAUCUAGAGGUUCCACAAAUAGACCUUCGGAAGAGUCGGGACAGUUUCAUGCAGUUAUAGGCAGCGCGACGGUGCCGUUGAUGCAAGUGGGUGAUCUCAGUAUAAAUAACCCAGAUGCGCAAGGGAACCAGACGCAGAGGGUGCCUAGGAUUCAUGAGUAUUUACAACCGAUUAUUCUGGCCCAAAACGCAAUGGUAGUCGAGGAAGAUGGCAACGGGGAGAAUGGUGGAGGUGGUGGUGGAGGGCCGGGGGGAGGCGGAGGUGGAGGGGGUCCGGGAGGUGGCGGGCCGGCGGGCGUCGGGGGGUUCGGCAUGCGGCGCAUGAGCGGCAUGGCGGGCCUGCUGGACGCCGGCAUCAUCUCGGAGGGGCUCCCCGCGCCCUCGCACCGCGUGCAGGCCUGGGACUUCACCACGGGUAACACCCCUGAUAUCGCUGACAGUUCAAAGAACGUAGUAGUGCAGAGGUGUAGAAUCCAUAACGACGCAAGUAUUGAUAUAUCAAAAGACGGCAGACUACUGGUCGCCUUGCUCCCGGUGCCACGAUUUAGAAAUACUAACCACUGGUUAGGCGUGUACUCGCUGGAGUGGUCGCGGCUGGGGCAGUGCCUGCACACGGCGGUGCUGGAGCAGAGCGCGGUGUCGGUGGCGCUGUCGCCCACGGCGCGCCACCUGGCCGUGGGGCUCGGCUCGCGCCGCUUCACCUCCGCCGCGCACGCGCGCACCAACGUCUUCGCGCUGCUCUACCGGCUUGACCCUCUAGAAAGUUCAAGUCGAACCGGUUUGUCUCCGAUCAAAGAGUUGGAGCAGACGUGGGAGCACGGCUUCACCAGCCUCAACUGCCUGCGCUGGGCGCCGCAGCCCGGCCAGGGGCUCGUCUACGCCAACAACACCGGACAACUCAUCAUCAUGAGC